Durusdinium trenchii is the source of this 2941-nucleotide messenger RNA. NCBI's taxonomy places the organism in Eukaryota, Dinophyceae, Suessiales, Symbiodiniaceae. The record is from the annotation of a GenBank genome assembly.
CAUGAUUCUUGAGCAUGUCUGCCACAUGACCAAAGAAUGACGUCAUGGCUUGCCGAGUCUUGCACGAGGACUUCGGACUGCUAGGCGGGCCUUUUUGGCCGCGCCGCUUUCAUCAUCGGGUCGCCUUCGCAGAUGCUCCAGAGGAGGAAGCGCGACAAGAGCCGUCCUGGCCGAACAUUUUGCCGAUCUAUCUGAAGACCAAGUUGAAGAGAGAUCUGAGCGCCGACGUGGAUGCUGCCUUAAGGAAAGUAGGAGCCACACGUGCUGCAGGGCGAGCCAAGGUCCAACAAGACGAGAUGGAGGCGCAACUACAACAGGCCAAGCAGACGGCCAAAGACAUCAGCCGCCAGCCAGCCGAUAACCAGGAGGCAGAGAAGAACAAGAUGAUGCAGUUACAGGAUGCGAUGCAUUCCAAGCAAGACCUGAUGAAGCGGGAGUUGGGCGCCACUGAGCAGCUCCUGAGUGCAGAUGGCCGCCGAGACUUUGCACAGGAGGAACAAGUAGAGGCAGAGAAGAACGAGAUGAUGGUCCUUCAAUCCAUUAAGGAUGCUGAGACAGAGGCCCAGCGCAGGGUGAAAGGCCGCAACACUGUAGUGGGAGCGCCUGCAACCAACAAAUUUGGCAUGAUCAUUGAGACCAAACAGGUUUGUGACCAGGAAAAGGGCACGGAAUGGCACAAUGGCAGAUGUAUUGUGUCGGGAGAGAAGCAGAGCCCUGAUACGCCCGAAGAAGUGGCUGCUAUGACGGCAGUGAAGGCGGCGCAGGCCAACUAUGACGAAUCCUUGGAAGUGGUGCACUCGAAGAAUCACACUUUCAAGGAAGCAGAUCACAAGUUGAAGCAGACCAAGGCUGAUUUGGAAGUCUACCAGAACCACCACAGCACGAGCACUCCAAAAGCGCAAGAGCUGCGGACAAAAAUGGAGAAUGCCAAGGCUGUGUGGGAUCAAGCCCACGUGGCCCUGAACGAUGCGAAAGCCGCCUCCAAAGAGAAGCGGGAGAAGCUCUCGGAAGCCUUGAGGAAAGCCAUCGAUGUAGAGCGCAACGAGGAGGAACACGACGAUGAGGACCUUCACACGAUCCACCAGGUCCAGCACCGCGCCGAGAACGACAUCGAGCGGUCUGAGGACGAGAUCGCACGGCUGGAAGAAGAGCAGGCUGAAGUGGUGGGUGGCAUGGCCCAGAAGUUGCAGACUGAAGCUCUGAAGUAUCCGGUGGAUUCGACUCAAAGACAAGACUUGGAAAAAGAAGCGCAUUGGUUCCACGCAUGGCAAGGGCAUGCGAAGGCAGAAGCUCAUGACUUGCAUGAACGGAACCUGAAAGCGUAUGUAAGUGAUCACGUCAAGGAGCAACAGGCAGCACAAAGGGAGAAUGAUGCUUCCCACCAGGCAUUUGCCGAUGCUGCAUCUGAAGGCAGGGACCAAGACGCUUUCGAAAGAGCACUGCUGAAGCCGCCUGAUGAGACUGAGAAGGAUCCAAAGGAGAUCCUUCAAGAGGAAAAUGAACAUUUGUCGAAGCUCAUGAAGACAGACGCCGGUGCUGGAGAUGAUGAGCUCAAGGCCACUAAGGAUCAAUCGGAGGUGCAGAACCACAAGAAUUCGCUCGAAUUCCGAGAGUUCAGCAACCUGAAGGCCUUACACGAUGCCAGCAAGGCAAAGCCAAAGCGCAGGGACGUUCGGUGCGGCGUUCGGUGCGGGGUGACGAGCGUUCGUGGUAGCGCUCAGCAUAUUGAGCAUAUUGGGCAUAUUGUCCUUACCUCAAGUCCCUGUCAUCCUUGGAAUGCACCAAUCACUGAAUGGAAUCACGUUGGCAAACUAAUUUUCCUUUUUGAAGAUUUGACCAUCGCCGUUAAACAACGCAGCACAAGAGAAUCAUGGAUACCAAAAGUACGGAACUCAUCCACACUGAAGCGGGCAGACAGGCAGACUGUUUACCUCCAUGCUUCCUCCCGGACAGCUAGUUGAACCUUAGACUCUACUUCAACAGUGCCAUCGAAGGAAUCUAACUAGAUCCAAUUAGAAUGUUGAGUGGAAUUCUCCAGAUUAGGAAAACAGCUAUAAGGUCGGUUGGAGGCCAUCGCUAGUAGGUUGGAGGGCAUUACUACUAGUAACAGGAAGCUAAUUAGGAAGAAAACUUCCAUUUGCCUCGGCCUGGACUGCAAGACCUCCGCUGCCUCAAUGGGCUCGGCCUUCCUGGCAUCCGCUGCAAGCAGCACGAGCAGCACGAGCUGCUUCUGCCGGAAGAAGCCGGAAAGCUCCUUGCGCGGCUUCCUUUGACGCGACGCUUUGGAGGCGAAAGAGAGGAAGAUGAGGAAGGAACGUUUGGCGGUUUUUCCAGAGAGAGAGAGAGAGAGAGAGCGGAAAAAGAAAAGGAAAGACAGAUGAGAAAGAAAGGAAGGUUAGCAAAGCCAGUGCGGCGAGGCACUGACAUGAGAUGAUGUGAAGGAAACCGUGUACGAGAGAAAAACUUGAAGUGAUGAGAUCAUGAGAUCCUAGAUUUAUAUGAUUUAUAUGAGAAUAAUCUGCAACACUUCUCACAGACGAACAAGCACAUGUGUCUUUCCUUGACACUUUCGAACUUGAUCCAAAUGGCUUUAUGAUGAUUCAUUGGCGGGUGCAAUUGGGCGACUUGUGGUCGAUGUGCGUGUGCUUUCGAGGCCAUGCCUUGCUUCGGAAAAGGGCACGGGCUGCACGGGUGCAUCUGGGGCGAACGAUCGUUUAGCUGAACUCACGUGACAGGCAGCCGCCACAAAUCGUUGCGUUUUACAACUUUCUGAAGAAAAAACAUGCGAUCGCUGCCAAGCAGAAUGUCUCGGCGUUUGGCUCAAGUUCAAAGCAUUUAGUCACAUUUAGUCUCAUGCCUUAUGAGAAGCCACCAGUCAUCUUGUAACAAACCUGCAGAUGCUUCAGCCCAACAAGUUCGCGAGAUAUGCUGAACUGACGUU